Molecule: messenger RNA, 237 nt
Organism: Pediculus humanus corporis (human body louse)
Lineage: Eukaryota; Metazoa; Arthropoda; Insecta; Psocodea; Pediculidae
Product: mitochondrial import inner membrane translocase subunit TIM14, putative
Exons: 2
Coding region: 1-237 (78 amino acids)
Biological process (GO): protein import into mitochondrial matrix
Cellular component (GO): PAM complex, Tim23 associated import motor
Molecular function (GO): ATPase activator activity
Source: RefSeq, a predicted model, not a curated record
AUGAAAUCAUUUCCAACAAUGGAUGUGAAUAAUAAGUAUUACAAAGGUGGUUUUGAGCCUCAAAUGACUAAAAGAGAAGCCUGCCUAAUAUUGGGAAUUUCACCCUCAGCUAAUAAACUUAAAAUUAAGGAAGCUCACAAAAGAAUUAUGCUAUUAAAUCAUCCCGACAAAGGAGGCUCACCAUAUUUGGCAGCUAAAAUAAAUGAAGCCAAAGAUUUCAUCGAAAAUAAUAAGUAG